Molecule: messenger RNA, 1830 nt
Organism: Cladophialophora immunda
Lineage: Eukaryota; Fungi; Ascomycota; Eurotiomycetes; Chaetothyriales; Herpotrichiellaceae
Exons: 1
Coding region: 1-1830 (609 amino acids)
Biological process (GO): regulation of transcription by RNA polymerase II
Source: RefSeq, a predicted model, not a curated record
AUGGGUUCCCUUCACACAAGUUCCGGGAUUGACUUAGUGUGCCAUCUUAGCAACGGGAUCCGAUUCUCUGUCUCGGACCUGUCACCGCCCACGGCGCGAACGCUGCCGACGGUGCAUUUCCACCGAUCCAACAUCUCCCUGUACGAUGCACAGUUCGACUCCAAGGGCGGGAGGAUCCCGAUCCCGCCCUCCAUCAUCCGAGCCGUGGUCGCCGCGCUGAUGCGGUUCAAGGUCAUCUGCGACGACCUGGGCGUGCCGCAGACCCAGAUCCGGGUCAUCGCCACAGAAGCCACGCGUGAGGCGUUGAACUCGUCGGAAUUUCUCGCCGCCAUCCACGAAGCGUCCGGCUUGGAGGUCCACAUGCUCCCCAAGGAGGAGGAAGGCCGGAUUGGGGCGUUCGGGAUAGCCAGCAGCUUCACCUACGUCAAGGGCCUGGUGAUGGACCUAGGCGGAGGGAGCACGCAGAUCAGCUGGAUGAUCUCUCGCGAGGGGCGGGUGGAAAUGAGUCCCAAGGGCGCUUUCAGCUUCCCCUACGGAGCCGCGGCGCUCACUCGCGCGCUGGAAAGUGCCAAAGCAGGCAAGUCGAAGGAGGAGGCCGACAAGGCCAUCGCCGAGAUCAGGGCGGAGAUGAAGAAGAACUUCCUCAAUGCGUAUCGCGAGCUCGACAUUCCGCAGGAACUGAUUGACGUUGCCAGGCUCUACGGGGGAUUCCAGCUCUAUCUGUGUGGCGGGGGCUUUCGCGGCUGGGGCUACCUCCUCCUUUACCAGAAUCAGGUACAUGGGCACCACUAUCCCAUCUCGAUCAUCAACGGCUUCAUAGCAGAUAAAGCCAGCUUCACAGACACCGAGAAGCUGAAGGAGGUUGCGCGCACCGCGCACCGGAUCUUCCGCGUGUCAGAUCGCAGACGUGCCCAGGUCCCGGCUGUUGCGUUCCUGGUCAAUGUGCUGGCGGAAGCAAUCCCGUUCGGGAUCAAGGAAGCACAGUUCUGUCAGGGCGGUGUCCGUGAGGGUGUGCUAUUCCAAGAGCUACCGUACAACGUCCGGAGACAGCACCCCCUAGAAGUGGCCACUGCGCGGUUCGCCAAACCAUCCGCCCUGGCCAUGGGCGAUCUAUUUCUGUCUGCCAUCCCGCCGUCCACGAGCGGGGAGCCGAGAUCGUUCCCCCGGUCCAUCUCGACGGAGGUCAUCCGCUCGCUGGCGAACGUCUUCUUCGAACACUCGGACCUCUCCAAGGAGUCUUCCUCGAGCGCCGCCCUGUACAGCACCUCCACCGGCAUCCUGGCCUCGGCCCACGGCGUCUCUCACACCGACCGCGCGCUGCUGGCGCUCAUGUUCGAGGAGCGGUUCGAAGGCGAGCUGCCUCCGCGCGAGUUCGACUACAAAGAAUCACUCCGCCACCUCCUCACGCCGGAGCAGGUCUGGUGGUCGUGCUACAUCGGCCGAGUCGCCAUGGUUGUCGCCCAAGUCUACCCGGCCGGGAUCAUCGACGAGACGAACCCACGGGUCCAGAUCUCUGCGCGAUGGGCGGCGGGCCUGGGCAAGGACGGGAACAAGGAUGGCCUGGAACUGACUCUCUGGGUGUCCAAGGUUCCCGGCGACCCAUAUCUCCUCAAGGACACGAUGCAACGCGCCCUGCGCGUCAUUGAAAAGGUGGGCAAGCGCAAGAACUGGAUCGGAGGGAAGGAGGGCUGGGGCAUCAAAGUCAAAGUCGUCGUGGAGGAGAAGGAUCUACAGCGGGAGCAACAGCAGAAGCUGCCGCCACUGCCCGAAUGCGAGCAAGAGGAGGUCAGAGAGGAAGGGGAGGAGGAAAACGAGUGGCAGAUGGAGUGA